AUGAGCUUUGAAACCACAGCAAUUACUUUCAUCAUCAUCCUACUAAUUUGCUUCAUUUGCAUCCUCCUUUUACUGAUGCUGUUUUUAUAUAGAUGUUUCCAAAGCAAGGAAGAUGAGGAGAUAGAAAGAGGUACUUAUGAAGAUGGUUUAACUGCUAAUGUGAAGACACGCAACUCAGGAGACCCAGAAAAGACUCUCAUAAGGCAAAUCAUACGGCCUGGCAUUCUUGUCCAGAGACAGAGUAAAGAAAUGGUGGCCACCCUCCUAGAAAACAAAGAGGGCAUAGAGGGCAUUGAGGGCAACGAGGGCAACGAGGGCAACAAGGGCAAAGCGGAGAACGAAGUAAAAGAGAACCAUGAUGAUAAGAAUGCUAAAGAAAAUGGGCAAGAGGAUGAUUCAGAAAAACCACACAUACCUGUCAGUGGAGCCCCUUCAGUUACUGAUCACAACAAAAGACCUUUAAAAGGAGUGACAUUUUCUAGGGAGGUAAUUGUUGUGGACCUUGGGAAGCAAUACCCUACACCUCAAAGCUAUAUUCAAGAACAUAAAGAGAGAAAAUGA
This is a messenger RNA of Phyllostomus hastatus (greater spear-nosed bat), 561 nucleotides long. RefSeq names its product chromosome unknown C2orf74 homolog (gene DEMA1). The record is from RefSeq and is a predicted model, not a curated record. The transcript has 4 exons. Bases 1 to 561 code for a protein of 186 amino acids. Lineage: Eukaryota; Metazoa; Chordata; Mammalia; Chiroptera; Phyllostomidae.